Molecule: messenger RNA, 1922 nt
Organism: Bubalus bubalis (water buffalo)
Lineage: Eukaryota; Metazoa; Chordata; Mammalia; Artiodactyla; Bovidae
Gene: NAF1
Product: nuclear assembly factor 1 ribonucleoprotein
Exons: 8
Coding region: 149-1525 (458 amino acids)
Biological process (GO): pseudouridine synthesis; ribosome biogenesis; box H/ACA snoRNP assembly
Cellular component (GO): sno(s)RNA-containing ribonucleoprotein complex
Molecular function (GO): RNA binding
Source: RefSeq, a predicted model, not a curated record
UGCCGCUGCGUUUGCUGCGGGGGCGCGUCUCCGGACGGCCCCGCGUGUGGUUAUCAGAGCGGCGCGUGAAGCGGGCCUGUGCUUCGUUUCCGCGGCCGCUGUCGGCGAGGUGGUGAGCCUCCCGGCGCGAGCGUCCUAAGUUUGCGCCAUGGAGGUGGUGGAGGCCUCCGCCGCUCAGCUGCAGACACUGAAAUUCGGUGGCACCGGCGUCGGAAUUGGCCAGGAGGUGGCCGCGCCGGCCCCCGACCCCGCUCCGGUCGCAGCGCCGCCGGUGGCCCAGGGGGCCCCGGAGUCUGCGGGCGAACCGUCUCCUCAGCUCCUGCCGCCGUCGCUCCCGGGGCCGCCUCUGGAAGGGAACGGCCUGGAGACGUCGGACUCGGACUCCGACUCAGAUUCGGACUCGGACAGUGAAACAGAUUCCGAUAGUUCAAGCUCCUCCUCUUCCUCAUCAUCGUCCUCAUCGUCUUCCUCUCGUAUGUCCCUUCCUCCAGUUCUGUCAGAUGGAGAAGAUGACUUACUAGUUGAGAAGGAAAAUAAGAAUUUUCCUCUUAAAACAAAAGAUGAGUUACUUCUUAGUGAACUACCUUCUGUUGAAGAACUCACUAUUGUUCUGCCUGAAGAUAUUGAAUUAAAGCCUCUUGGGAUGGUUUCAAGUAUUAUUGAACAAUUAGUAAUAAUUGAAUCUAUGACUAAUGUACCUCCAGUUAAUGAGGAGACUGUAAUUUUUAAAACUGAUCGACAGGCAGCAGGAAAGAUAUUUGAGAUAUUUGGACCUGUUGCACAUCCAUUUUAUGUAUUACGGUUUAAUUCUUCAGAGCAUAUUGAAAAUAAAGGUAUUAAAAUAAAGGACACUAUGUAUUUUGCUCCAUCAAUGAAAGACUUCACCCAGUAUAUAUUCACAGAGAAGCUUAAACAGGAUAGGGGAUCAGAUGCAUCAUGGAAGAAUGAUCAAGAACCACCACCAGAGGCCUUGGAUUUCAGUGAUGAUGAAAAGGAAAAAGAAGCCAAACAGAGGAAAAAAUCUCAGAUUCAAGGUCGGAAAAAAUUCAGAUCUGAAUUUAAUGAACCUGGUGAAGAUUUUGCAGAAGUACAUCACAAUUGGAAUGUUCAUAGCUCUGCUUCAGAGCAUUCCAAAGGAUAUCAUAACAGAGAAUUCACAAGAGGAUUUUCCCAGGGUAGAUAUCCUCAAUCUUGCCCUGGCAGGCCCCCACCUCCACAGUUUUAUAAUGCAGAACACAUGGUCCCUCAGGACCCUUCAGGAUUUGUGCCACAGAGACAGGAUAGCCCCAUGAUGCCACAGUAUCCCUUCCCUCCUCCAGGGUUUGACAUACAUAACUUCUCCCUCCCUCCCCCCCCACCCCCACCUCCUGCCUCUGCAAACAUGGGCUGGGCUGCCCCUGCUGUGGCCCCUCACCCGAUAAUCCCCCUGCCCUACUCCCUAGCCCCACCUCCGCCCCCCCCACCCCUGCCUCUGCCCUCCUCUUCUGGAGAUAGUAAUUCUGCUCAUUUUGGACCUUACUAUUAGGUUGAUCUGAUCUGAUCUGAUACAUUCCUGAGAAAUGUGGACUUUUAUGUACAUACAUGCAUAUAUAUGUGGAAGCAUUUUUUAAAAAGAGAUUAUAGAGCUAGAUUUUUAAAGCAUUGUAAAUUAAAAAAUAGUUCCUUCAGUUUUAGGUUGAUAUGUAUUGUAACCUUUAUGAAAAUUUAAUGUUAAACUUGUGGUGGGGAAUCCAAUUAUGUAAUAUUUAAUUAAUUCUUUGAAUCUUGCCUAAUUAAAUAGUAUGCCUCAAUUUAAUAAUCUGGGGCACCUUUCAUCAUGGAUUAAAAUAUAUUGACCAUACUGAUUAUCUUCUUGGUAUAUCUGAAAAUAAAAUGUUAAGUCCUAUUGAGAGCCUUUAAAAUAAACUAUUUUUAUAAAUAUA